GGUUUAGCUUCGUCUCUUCUCCGCUCAAUCUCCUCGCCUGGGCCGCCAUUGUUGUGCGGUGUGGUUGCAGAGAGUGGAGAAAGAUGAAGACCAUAUUGUCGUCUGAGACGAUGGACAUACCUGAAGGUGUGAAGAUCAAAGUGAAGGCGAAGAUCAUUGAGGUGGAGGGCCCAAGAGGCAAGCUCAGCCGCAACUUCAAGCAUCUGAACCUUGAUUUCCAGCUCAUCAAGGACGAGUCCGGCAAUCGCAAGCUCAAGAUCGACGCCUGGUUCGGCUCUCGCAAGACCACCGCCGCCAUCCGUACCGCCCUCAGCCACGUCGAGAACCUAAUCACCGGCGUUACCAAGGGGUAUCGCUACAAGAUGCGUUUUGUCUACGCUCAUUUCCCCAUCAACGCCUCCAUCACCAACUCCAACAAGAGCAUCGAGAUCCGUAACUUUCUCGGUGAGAAGAAGGUCAGAAAAGUGGAUAUGCUGGACGGGGUUUCUGUUGUUCGGUCUGAGAAGGUAAAAGAUGAACUGGUAUUGGAUGGAAAUGAUAUUGAACUAGUGUCCCGAUCAGCUGCCCUCAUUAACCAGAAAUGCCAUGUUAAGAAAAAAGACAUCCGGAAAUUCCUUGAUGGUAUCUACGUCAGCGAGAAGGGAACAAUGGCUGAGGAGGAGUGAUGUCUCAAGUAUUUGCACCAUGAUUCUUAGGUUUUGGGAUUAUUUUCUUUCAUGAUGGGAACUUGGUAGUUCUUUUCUAUUUAUCCUCAUGGUUGAUUUUUUCUUUUUUAUAAACUUGUCUGAAACUGGGUUUUACAAUUUUGUGUCAUUGAUGUUGUUCUUCAAAUGAUUGACUGUACUGAAAUCCCCGUGACCAAUUUGAUAGUGCCGAUAGCGCCAUUUGGCUGCAAAAAGGUUCCAA
This is a messenger RNA of Vitis riparia (riverbank grape), 906 nucleotides long. RefSeq names its product 60S ribosomal protein L9. Gene Ontology annotation, biological process: cytoplasmic translation. Lineage: Eukaryota; Viridiplantae; Streptophyta; Magnoliopsida; Vitales; Vitaceae. The record is from RefSeq and is a predicted model, not a curated record. Gene Ontology annotation, cellular component: cytosolic large ribosomal subunit; ribosome. The transcript has 3 exons. Gene Ontology annotation, molecular function: rRNA binding; structural constituent of ribosome. Bases 84 to 665 code for a protein of 193 amino acids.